Messenger RNA from Colletotrichum orchidophilum, 924 nucleotides. RefSeq lists its product as uncharacterized. NCBI's taxonomy places the organism in Eukaryota, Fungi, Ascomycota, Sordariomycetes, Glomerellales, Glomerellaceae. The record is from RefSeq and is a predicted model, not a curated record. The coding region runs from base 1 to 924 and encodes 307 amino acids. Gene Ontology annotation, molecular function: catalytic activity. The transcript has 2 exons.
AUGUCGUCAAGCAACAACCUCACCUCGGCCCCGAUCUCCGCGGCAACAAAUUUGAGGCAACGCCUCAAUGAAACCGACGACUUGAUUCUCCUGCCAGGCGUCUACGAUGGCUUCAGCGCCAGGAUCGCACUCGAAGUCGGCUUCGACGGUCUUUACAUGACCGGCGCAGGAACAUCAGCCUCCAAACUAGGCCUCCCAGACCUCGGCUUCGUAACUCUAGACGAUAUGCGCUCCCACGCCGAGAUGCUCGCCAACCUGGACCCUUCAAUCCCGCUCGUCGCCGACGCCGACACCGGCUACGGCGGCCCCAACAUGGUCGCCCGCACUGUGACGCAGUACGCCCGCAGCGGCGUCGCGGGCCUCCACAUCGAAGACCAGGUCCAGACCAAGCGCUGCGGCCACCUGACAGGCAAACAGGUCGUCGACACGGACGUCUUCAUCUCCCGCAUCAAAGCCGCCACCCUUGCCCGGCGGAAAAUCGGCUCCGAUAUCGUGGUCAUCGCCCGGACGGACGCAAUCCAGACGCACGGCUUCGACGAGGCUCUGGCGAGGCUCCGGGCUGCCGUCGAGGCUGGCGCGGACGUUGCGUUCCUCGAGGGCGUGACGUCGACCGAGGAGGCCGAGACGGCAUGUAAGGCCCUCGCGCCGACGCCAGUGCUGCUCAACAUGGUCGAGCACGGCGCGACGCCCUCGUGGACGGCCGCCGAGGCCAAGAAGCUGGGGUACCGCAUGAUGAUUGUGCCGUUUGCCGCCAUCGCGCCGGCGUACGAGGCGAUUCGCGAGUCGUUGACGAGGUUGAAGGCGACAGGGGAGGUCGGGACGAAGUCUGAUUUCUCGCCGAGGAAGCUGUUUAGUAUUGUUGGGCUGCAGGAGGCGAUGGACUUUGAUGCGGCUGCCGGUGGAAGCUCGUAUAGCCAGGUAUGA